GGGCCUGGUGCAGGUGCAUGUUGCAUAAGCAGAGGGCAGAAGUUUCCCACACCUCCACACAGAAGGUUAGUGGGCCCUGCCCCAAGCUUCCUGACUCAGGACUUCAGUUUCCUGCAGAGGAGAAAUACGACAGGGAGCAGGCUUGGUCCCGGCUCUGGCUCUCUGCCUCUCCACGUGCUCGUGGCCUCUCCCAGCCUGGUGCUAAGCAGUGUCAUGAGUCUGGACCAGGUUGGAGAUUAGUUCUUGGGCAUGGGGGCCCUUCGGGGCUUGGAAGGAGGAGGAGUGGCCAGUCCAGGGUCACCACAGAGAGGGGCAGCUGCCAUCCUUGACAUAUCCCUCCUCCUGGUCAUCCGUGACAGAGGCAGUCAGGCACCCCGGCUGGAAAAGACAGCUGAGAAGGGGGCCUGGGCACACCUGACCUGUGCCAAGCCUUGGCUUCGACCGCCAGGCUCCAGCUUCCCAGGCUCCUCCUCCCAGCCGCUCCCCCACCCCACCCACACACACUUAAUACUUCUGGGACCCAGGCCACCCACUGUGGACUUUGGCAUUAGCUGUAGCUAGUGUGGGAGCCUGGAAAGACUGGGAGCAAAGUCUCUCAAACGGAGCAAAACAAGGAGCUUCAGGCAUUGUGCCGCCUGCUAGCUUUGCCCCGAGGAGGUGAGCAGGGCACCGGGAGCUGGGCGCUCUGAGGGGCGCUCCUGGUAUCACACGUGUUGCCUCGGCUGCCACUGGCAGGUCACUUGGGCUCUGGCCAUGUGGCUGCCUCUGCUGCUGGGAGUCCUGCUCUGGGCGGCGCUGUGGUUGCUCAGGGACCGCCAGAGCCUGCCCGCCAGCGAUGCUUUCAUCUUCAUCACCGGCUGCGACUCAGGCUUCGGGCGGCUUUUGGCACUGAGACUGGACCAGAGAGGCUUCCGAGUCCUGGCCAGCUGCCUGACCCCCUCGGGGGCAGAGGACCUACAGCGGGUGGCCUCCUCCCGCCUCCACACCACCCUGCUGGAUGUCACUGAUCCCCAGAGUGUCCAGCGGGCAGCCAAGUGGGUGGAAACACACGUCGGGGAAGCAGGGCUUUUUGGUCUGGUGAAUAACGCUGGUGUGGCCGGGAUCAUCGGGCCCACACCGUGGCUCACACAGAAUGAUUUCCGUCGGGUGCUGAACGUGAAUACACUGGGUCCCAUCGGCGUCACCCUCGCCCUGCUGCCACUGCUGCAGCGGGCCCGGGGCCGGGUGGUCAACGUCACCAGUGUUUUGGGUCGCCUGGCAGCCAAUGGCGGGGGCUACUGUGUCUCCAAGUUCGGCCUGGAGGCCUUCUCUGACAGCCUGAGGCGGGAUGUGGCUCAUUUUGGGGUCCGAGUCUCCAUCGUGGAGCCUGGCUUCUUCCAAACCCCUGUGACAAAUCUCAAGUGUUUGGAGGACACACUGCAGGAGUGCUGGGUACGGCUACCUCCCACCACACAGGCCCUCUAUGGGGAGGCCUUCCUCACCAGAUACUUGGAAGUGCAGCAGCGCGUCAUGAACCUGAUCAGUGACCCGGACCUGACCAAAGUGAGCAGGUGCCUGGAGCAUGCCCUGACUGCUCGCUACCCGAGAACCCGGUACAGCCCAGGCUGGGACGCUAAGCUGCUCUGGCUGCCGGCCUCCUACCUGCCAGCCAGCCUGGUGGACGCUGUGCUCACCUGGGUCCUUCCCAAACCCGCCCAGGCAGUCUGCUGAAUCCGGCCUUCCAGCAAGAGAUUGUUUGUCCCCACCCUGGUACUGCCUGAGGCCUGGCACGAAAUAAGCGCUCAAUAAAUGUGUCUUGUUAAAAAAACAAACAAAA
Messenger RNA from Ailuropoda melanoleuca (giant panda), 1816 nucleotides. It is a transcript of the gene RDH5, whose product is annotated as retinol dehydrogenase 5. The transcript is spliced from 5 exons. Lineage: Eukaryota; Metazoa; Chordata; Mammalia; Carnivora; Ursidae. Gene Ontology annotation, molecular function: all-trans-retinol dehydrogenase (NAD+) activity. Gene Ontology annotation, biological process: steroid metabolic process; retinoid metabolic process. The record is from RefSeq and is a predicted model, not a curated record. Bases 754 to 1710 code for a protein of 318 amino acids. Gene Ontology annotation, cellular component: intracellular membrane-bounded organelle.